UUCCACUUUUGCUCAGGAGAUAAAACAAAAAAUAAAAUGGGACUUUCCAAUGAUGCUAAAGACCGUUUAGAGUUUAUUUUCAACAUUAUCAAAACAACUUUCCACUAUGGUUUUAUGCCAUUUGUGCUUUAUCUCGGUUUUCGGAAAGGUCCAGAACCAGGAAUGCCACCACUAACUUUACUGAGCUUGCUAUGGCAAUAGAUUAUACUCUUGUUUUAAACUAAUUUAUUGUCUAUUAUUGUUAAUCAUAAUUUCGUUACUUAAAGGCUUCUCGUGAACUUUAAAUACAGUUUUUAUUUUAUAUAUAUUUUUAAACACAAAUUAUAUAUAUAAUAU
Molecule: messenger RNA, 336 nt
Organism: Teleopsis dalmanni
Lineage: Eukaryota; Metazoa; Arthropoda; Insecta; Diptera; Diopsidae
Product: mitochondrial import receptor subunit TOM7 homolog
Exons: 3
Coding region: 37-201 (54 amino acids)
Biological process (GO): protein import into mitochondrial matrix
Cellular component (GO): mitochondrial outer membrane translocase complex
Source: RefSeq, a predicted model, not a curated record